AUGUCGACAUCCCCGACGACCUCUCUGCCCUCGCGGCCCGUUUCCAGCCGUUCGAGCCGCGCAUCCUCGCGUGCUUCGCUCAAGCUCGAUCUCUCCAACUUGCCACCACUCUCACAACCCGUCACACCGACAAACACUCUCCUGAUCACCAACCUUAACGAUCUCGAGAUCUUUCGACCUGACAAUCUUCAAACUAUCAAGGACCUCAUCUGCCAGACUGCCCCUGUAAACUCUUGGUCGCCACUCAAGUCCUUCCGGCGCAUCGUGUGCUCCUUUGCCGAUGAGCAGGCGGCGAUCAAGGUGCGAUCGAUUUGGGAUGGCGAGGCCAUCAUGGGCGAGCGCUGCCGUGUCUACUUUGGCCAGCACACGCCACUCAACCUGAACCAAGACCAGCACCUGGCGCUUCCCGAUGCUGGUAAGCUCUUCUUCAUCAGCCCUCCCCCGUCGCCACCCUGUGGCUGGGAGAUGCGCCUCGAGGAUGCGCCCAACAAGCUGGUCCACGCUGAGGACCUGGCUGAUGCGCUGGCCAAGCUGCACCACCGCAAUGUGCCAUCCAUUGACUCUCCCAUCUCACCGAUUGAGGGCGCCUCGGCGACAACCAGGAGUCGCAGCAGCACUCUUAUUUUCCGGCCAGAUGAGCCUACCAAGGGCAGCCCUGCACUUCCCUGCAUUGCCGUUGAUGACAUGACGGAUUCGCCGAUAGAUAUGGACGUCAGCCCUCUCGGCACGGAGAAGCCGAUCCUGGCACAUACUGCAAGACCGCCAGUGGAGCUCAUGGAGAUGUAA
Messenger RNA from Pestalotiopsis fici W106-1, 786 nucleotides. RefSeq lists its product as uncharacterized. The record is from RefSeq and is a predicted model, not a curated record. Gene Ontology annotation, molecular function: nucleic acid binding; calcium-dependent protein serine/threonine phosphatase regulator activity. Gene Ontology annotation, biological process: calcium-mediated signaling. Gene Ontology annotation, cellular component: nucleus; cytoplasm. The coding region runs from base 1 to 786 and encodes 261 amino acids. The transcript has a single exon. Lineage: Eukaryota; Fungi; Ascomycota; Sordariomycetes; Amphisphaeriales; Sporocadaceae.